AAAGCAGUCUCCAGAUCACAAAGAGCUGGUCUGCAGUUCCCUGUAGGUCGUAUCCACAGGCACCUGAAGACCCGAACUACCAGCCAUGGUCGUGUCGGAGCUACAGCGGCGGUGUACAGCGCGGCUAUCUUGGAGUACCUGACUGCUGAGGUUUUGGAGUUGGCUGGUAAUGCCUCCAAGGAUCUGAAGGUGAAGCGUAUUACUCCAAGGCAUUUACAGUUGGCCAUCCGAGGUGAUGAGGAGUUGGACUCGCUUAUCAAAGCUACUAUUGCUGGUGGAGGUGUGAUUCCACACAUCCACAAGUCACUGAUUGGAAAGAAGGGCCAGCAGAAAACCGUAUAAGAUGCAUUGAUGUUCGAUUCUGUCUUUGUAUAGAACACGGCAAUCGGCAUUGAGAGAGAGCAGUUGCUUUUGUUAUGUUUCCGCAUUUGUUUGGCAAGCGUAGUUUAUCAUAACAAUGUUUAGAGUUUGACGUACUGUAUUCAUGGUAAUUAAUGGGGGAGGGGGGUGUUACGUGUUGUGGGGUAAGGGGGGUGUUACGUGUUGUGGGGUAAGGAAAUGUAAUCAUGGUUUUUGUGUUUAGUUGGGUUAAGGAAAAGGUUCUGGGUUUUGUGAGGUUUGGGUUUCAUUAUUGGCAUUUUAAAAUCUGUUUUAUACAUUAAAAGAUUUUUUUUU
Molecule: messenger RNA, 675 nt
Organism: Sinocyclocheilus grahami
Lineage: Eukaryota; Metazoa; Chordata; Actinopteri; Cypriniformes; Cyprinidae
Product: histone H2A.V-like
Exons: 4
Cellular component (GO): nucleosome
Molecular function (GO): structural constituent of chromatin; protein heterodimerization activity; DNA binding
Source: RefSeq, a predicted model, not a curated record